AUGAGCCGGGGGGGGCGGCAGGGGGGGGACAACGUCCCCUCGGAGCUGCUGGAGGAGCAGGAGAACCUGCGGAUCUUCGAGCUGCUGGGCAGGAAAUGCGUGGAUGGAUUUUGGGGUCUCUGGGGCUGUUUUGGGGUCUCUGGGAUGAAUUUUGGGAUCUCUGGUGAGGUUUUGGGUUCUCUGGAGCCAUUUUGGGGUCUCUGGGAUGGAUUUCGGGAUCUCCAGGUGGAUUUUGGGGUCUCUGGGCUGGAUUUUGGGGUGUCCCCGCAGACCCUGGUGACCGCCGUGGUCCAGCUGGUGGUGGCCGAGCCCGGGGGGGUCCCCGGGGGGCUCCCGGGGGGCUCCUGGAGCCUCCGGGGCUGUGGGGUCGCCUGCCUGGUCCGGGACAGCCCCCGGCGCUCCUACUUCAUCCGCAUCUUCCGCCUGCCCGCCGGGGAGCUGUGGUGGGAGCAGGAGCUGCAGGGGGGGAUGGGCUACAAGACCCCCACCCCCUUUUUCCACACCUUCGUCAGCCACGAAGGGUGGGCGGGGCUGAACUUCGCCUCCGAGGCCGAGGCCGCCGCGUUCGAGGGUCGAGUCCAGGAGAGGCUGCGGCGGCGGCAGCAGCGGAGCGAGAAGCAGCUGCUGCCCCCUCCCCGAUUUUGGGGGGAUUUUGGGGGGUUUUGGGGUCACUGGGUGGUCCCCACCCCCCCUGACUCUCACUGUGCCCCCCCAGAGCGUCGGGGGAGCCUCCCCAGGACCCCCAACCCUGAUGGCCCCCCCAUCCCGGCCGUGCCCAUCCCCAACCCCGACAUCACCCCCAGCCGGUACCGGGGGCUGCCCAGCCCCCCCUCGGGACCCUCCCCCACCUCGGGACCCCCCCCCGCCGCCGGGGCCCCCCCCGGGGAGCGGAAAAAGGGGAGGGGGCGCAAGAAAAUCUCCAAGGCCGAUAUCGGGGUCCCCUCCGGAUUCAAGCACGUCGGUCACAUCGGGUGGGACCCCAAUGGCGGCUUCGAUCUGGCCGCCCUGGACCCCGCCCUGCGGUCACUCUUCGCCCAGGCCGGGGUCAGCGAGCGCCACUUGGCCGACGCGGAGACCUCCCGGCUGAUCCACGACUUCAUCGAGCGGCGCGGCGGGCUGCAGGCCGUGCGCGAGGAGAUGCGGCGGCAGGGGCCGCCCCCUCCCCCUCCGGGCCGCGGCGGCCCCGCCCCUCCCCCCGCCCCUCCCCCCCUCUCCGGCCGCUCCCGCUCGGGGGUCCCGACCCCUCCCCCACCCCGCGCCGGCCCCGCCCCUCCCCCGGCCCCGCCCCCUCCCCCCCCCCCCCCCCCCCCGCCCCCUCCCCCCUCCGGGGGCGCCCCCCCCGCGACCCCCCCGGGCCGGGGGGCGCUGCUGGACCAGAUCCGCCAGGGGGUGACGCUCAACAAGACCCCUGAGACCCCCGAGGUGGGCGCGGGCCCCGGCGCGGGGGGGCUCGUGGGGGCCCUGAUGGACGUGAUGCAGAAGCGAAGCCGCGUCAUCCAUUCCUCGGAUGAAGGCACAGCCAGCGAGGAGGAGGAGGAUGAUGAUGAAUGGGACGAGUGAGACCCCCCCUCCCUUCCCCGCUUCUAAAGACGCCCCCAGACCCAAAAUGUGCCCCCCCGCCCCUCCCCCACCCCGUCUGUGCCCCUCCCCCAGCUCGGGGGGGAGGGGCCCGGCUUUUCCUGCCCCCCCCCCCUUUUCCAUCCCAUCCCAAUUCCCCCCCCCCCCCGCAGAACCAAAUAAACGGAGUCACGUGAGGACUCGCCUCGUUAAUUAAUUCAUUCAUUAAUUACCGUUUAAUGAGCCGGGAUCGAGGAGGGGAAGCGGGAAUGGAGCGGCUCGGGGAGGGGCUCGGAGGGGAUCCCGGCGCUUCCAGCGGCUCCGAGCCGGGAAAACCGCGGGGAAAAAUGGGGAAAAAACGGCGGAAUUCGGGAUCGGCGCCGUGCGCGGGGGCUGCUGGGAGCGAUAUGUAAAUGAGACAGCGCCGCGACCAAUGGAAAUCGGUCAAUUCAUACCAGUAUGUAAAUGAAUCAUCGCGGGCGCUGCUGGGAGAGAUAUGCAAAUCAAGCGACGCGACGACCAAUGGCGGGAUCAGAUAUUAUGCAAAUAAAGCGGCGCGGUGGCCAAUAGAGAACGGGCGGGAAGUUGUCGGCAUGCAAAUAAAUCACCACGUCAGCCAA
This is a messenger RNA of Taeniopygia guttata (zebra finch), 2177 nucleotides long. NCBI's taxonomy places the organism in Eukaryota, Metazoa, Chordata, Aves, Passeriformes, Estrildidae. The record is from RefSeq and is a predicted model, not a curated record.